AUGAAACAAGGUAACGGGGCCACACACUCCAUUCCCCACAAUGUGCCCUUCCGACGCAUUGUUAUUCUUUCUGACUAUGGAUCACCUUGGCUCAACGCGGUAACGGCCGUAACAUGCGCAACGCUGCCAUGUCUUUCGGCACUCUCCAAUGGGUGGUGUGAGAAGCGUGGAAACGUUGUUGUUGCCAGUAAACUGGAUAGCCCGCGCGUCCUCAUUCCGGCCGAGGCAGGUGUUGCACCGGACGGCACCUCGUGCUCGUCACUUUCCUCGUUAUCUGCAGUGUGUCGGGAUUUAGCUGACGGCCGUAACAUUGCCAGUCGUAUCUUUUUUACCGCGGAUGCGGCCAGCAAUCCGCGAGCGCAGACUUUUGCACCAAGCGUGGAAGAUGACUUGUUUGUGUAUGUGUCGGCGUGGAGUGGUGAAAAGGACGCCGCCCAUCUUGCUCUUCGUUCCCUUUCCAACAUGUUUGGUGCCACCAGCUUCGGCAUUGGCGCAUCGGGUGUCCUCACAGGACCGUGUGGCGUUCCUCGGCUUAUUAUUCUGGCAGACGAAUCCACACGAAACUCAGUCUGCGAAACUGCUCGGCAUCUCAGCAAUUGGUGCGUCCUCUCGUGCAUUGUGCCAAGUUUCGCUCCCCCGGCCUUCAACCACCAGCUUGCUGCUUCGGUCGUGCGGGAAUGCGAUGUCGUAUGCGGGGUUCUGGAGUGUGUUGCGCUCGGCGUGGCUCUGGGAACGGUAAAGCGACUUCCGUUCGGUUUUAUGGACCCCGUAUGUGUUAUGCCCCUUGAUGCUGCUAUCAGUACUGCUCUGAUUGCAUUCCUGCAGCGUUUGAAAGGGGGUCCUGCAGCAGUCUGUGGGGGUACGAGCGCCACUAUUAUUAUAGGCUCUCCCAGUGACAGCGCUUUCGUGUGGGGCAUGUUUGCUCAAUACCUGAUGGAUUAUUAUGGUCGUGUGGGUCUUCUCGCACUGAAGGAAUCCCAGUUACGUUGGCUGUUUGAUACCUCGCCAGCGCUGCAGCUGAAUGCAGACUUUAUGAAUUGGGUGAACUAUGGCACAUCGACAAUGAUGCCUUUUCGGUGCUACUAUGAUAAUGCCGCGGCGCGGCGCCGGAAGCAGUUGAUGGAGCACUAUCCCCAUUCAAAUGUAGCUAGGAAGGUUUGUGGGACAUUAACGAACAUUGACACGCGCAUCCACAAUAUGGUAAAGUUGACUCAACACUCUGAGCCAACAGGGCAACAUGAUGGCGAGCGGGUGAACAAGCAGGGGAAGCCCAACACGGCGGGGUUUUACAGUGACUUGCUUCGGGCUGUAGAACAAGAUGCCGCGUUACGGCCUCUCUACCCGUACAUCUCGUUGAGUUGCAUAAGGUGGGAUGUUUUUGUGAAGGUUAUUGCCCAAUCCGUGCUGGAGCAUGCGGCACGCCAGAUCGCAGGGCAUCCAACUGUGGUCCCUCCGCCUCUUCCUUUGUAUCAUAACGACAUCAUAUUUUACGGCCCGCAGCGGGCUCCGCGGAACUGUCUCCUCACUCGAUUCUUCCCAGAAAGCGUUCGGUGGGCACAGCGCUCAGGUUUACGGCCGAACGGGGUGCUUGUAGCGGCAGAACCCGGGCUCACAGAAGAGUCAUUGGCGUGUAUACUUCAGCGCCCAAGUAUAAUUCAGGUGGUUAAGAAAACUGCAAAAGCAGAGGGCGUAACGGAGGAAGAUGUCUUGAGGCGGGCGACAGCAAUCUUGCGCGGUAUGGGUGAUAAUCUGAAUCAGCUCAAUGUCCGCGUCUUCGGCCUUAUGGUGCGGAAGGCGCUGUUCAGGCUCUUCGACAGAGUGAGCCUGAACGCCUCCGCCUUCGAACGGCUCCAUGCUGCAACUACGCAACCGAGGACCCAUGUCAUGUUGCUACCAGCACACAGGUCAUAUAUAGAUUUCAUCAUAAUGACCUAUUUGCUCCUGGUGAUGGGUCUGACCCUACCGCACGUAUGUGCAGGUGAUGAUUUCCUUCGAAUGGGCCAGAUAACUAAAUUGAUGCGUGGUAGCGGCGCCUUUUUCAUACGGCGGACAUUCCGCGACGAUCCCCUGUACACUGCACUCUUCAAAGAGUACAUUCACAACCUUGUCCUUCGAAAGCAAAUGAUCGAAUUCUUCAUUGAAGGAACUCGAAGCCGCACGGGCAAAACGCAACGCCCCAUGCUCGGGGUCCUAAAGUUCAUUGCCGACACCUUGGUUAACGCACAAGAGGCUAUCGAUGACGUUUGCAUCCUUCCAGUCAGUUUGUCUUAUGAUGAACUACUAGAAACGAAGUUGUAUGCGGCGGAGCAGCUCGGGUUGUCAAAACCAAGGGAGAGUGUUGGAAACCUUGUGCGUGCAAGUUCCGUGCUCAGCAGGAGGCAUGGGAAGAUUCAUGUCCAUGUUGCCGAACCCCUCUCAUUGCGAUCCUUCUGCCACAAUCCAAGCCAAUGCCCCGAGGGGUUUGAGCCGGUAACAGGAGGAGUUACAGCCGCAGCGCCUAACAAAAGUAGCGAUGGCGAGGGAGCACGUAGUCCGUCCCAUAUCCCUAAGCAGGUUUUAACGAACAUCGCGUGGCACGUAACGCACACUCUACAAGACAAUACAAUCAUUACGCCAACGGCAUUGCUCGCUGCAGUUCUCGGAACCCUUUCCCCUCCGGCAGGGUGCAUGUCACUUCGGGAGGCGCAAGCUAAGAUGUUGUGGCUCCGUGACCACAUUAUUAGGAGAAGAGCUCACGUCAGUGAAGAUUGUGUAAAUAAUAACGGUGAGGAACUUUCUCGCAUGGCUCUCUUUCAUCUUGCGGAGUUUGUAGAGACGCGGGUUGAAGCUGGUGAGACAUGGGUGGCUAUGCGCCAAGACAGCAGGGCUCCAUUGGGCGUGGCCAUCUGCAGCAACCAGUUAAUCCAUGUGUUUGUGGACGAAGGCGUUGUGGCGUUAGUAGCGCGUGCGUCAGGGGAGCUCAGCGACAACAAAAAAACAGCGCGUGUGUCAACUGAUCUCUUGAAGCGUGAAUGUGAGCUGCUGCGCACGUUGCUCGCAGGGGAGUUUCAGGACUACCUUCCUUGGUGCCCAUAUACAUAUGCAUCAUGGUUCAAAUAUGCUGUAACACGGCUACUCGCUCACGAUGACAUCCACAACGAUGGGACAGUUACUUUAGAAGGAGGCGGUUCCGCCGAAAGCACCAACAAGGUGAAAAAAGGUGGCACAUAUGCGGUUGCGAGUGAACCCCGCUUGCAUGACAGCGAAGAUAUCGUGAUUCACUUCACACGCCGGUUUCGAUUCAUUACCGGUAUCCUCUAUCCAUUUGUAGAGUCCCUAUAUGUUGUCAGCGUUGCAGUGGCUGCCGUUGCUGAAACACAUGUAGAACAUCUGCUUCGUAGGAGACCACUGUUGUUGGCAUGUCAGAAAUGGGCCUUGGAACUAUGCAAUGAGAAGCGACUUGUUGUGCAUAUACAAUCCUGUGGAAGUGUUGCGCUGAAGAGUGCCUUCACCAGCAUUAUGGAAUUCAUUGGUCUCAAGUCGCGUACCGAAGAAAAGGACCUCGUGUACAUCCUUCCAAUACCACCAAAUGGUCUGGAAACGCAAUUGCAGCCAGUGACGGAGCAGUUGAAGAAGUUACUGCGCCCCCUCAUAGAAGUAAAAGAGGAGGAAGAGCGAGAGGCGCGAAAUCACAUGGUUAACGUCUAUAAAAAAAUCCAAAUGAGUUCCAAGCGGGCAUCAAGGAUGUAG
Trypanosoma brucei brucei TREU927 is the source of this 3729-nucleotide messenger RNA. RefSeq names its product dihydroxyacetone phosphate acyltransferase, putative. Gene Ontology annotation, cellular component: mitochondrial membrane. The transcript has a single exon. NCBI's taxonomy places the organism in Eukaryota, Euglenozoa, Kinetoplastea, Trypanosomatida, Trypanosomatidae. The record is from RefSeq and is a predicted model, not a curated record. Bases 1 to 3729 code for a protein of 1242 amino acids.